UGCCAGGCCGAGAGCCAAUGAGCGCGCAGGAUACUGCGUAGGCACGACGUUUAAACGGUUUGUAGUGCUGAGAGGAUUCGGCUGCGGGGACGGGGAAUAUUCGGUGUCCGGUUCUUCCGAGCUGAGGAUUGUGAGGUGAACGUAUACGGCGGGCAGGAGGCUUCUGGAGACAUGCCGUCCAGAGUGGAGGACUACGAGGUGUUGUACACCAUAGGCUCCGGGUCCUAUGGGAAGUGUCAGAAGAUCCGGAGGAAAGCCGAUGGCAGGGUGCUUGUGUGGAAAGAGCUGGACUACGGCACAAUGAGUGAGUCUGAGAAGCAGAUGCUGGUGUCUGAAGUGAACUUGUUACGUGAGCUCAAACACCCCAACAUCGUGCGCUACUAUGACCGUAUAAUAGACCGAACCAACACUACACUUUACAUUGUGAUGGAGUUCUGUGAGGGUGGAGAUCUGGCCAGCCUAAUUGCUAAAUGUACCAAGGAGAGGCAGUAUUUAGAGGAGGACUUCAUACUGCGGGUCUUUGUCCAGCUUGCUUUAGCUCUGAAAGAUUGUCACAAAAGGAGUGAUGGUGGUCAUACUGUUCUCCACAGAGACCUGAAACCUGCAAACAUCUUUCUCGAUGCCCAGAAGAACGUGAAACUUGGUGACUUUGGUUUAGCCCGGAUAUUGCACCAUGACACCAGUUUUGCAAAAACUUUUGUUGGCACUCCUUAUUACAUGUCUCCUGAGCAGAUGAACAGAAUGUCCUACAAUGAGAAGUCGGAUAUAUGGUCUCUGGGUUGUCUUCUGUAUGAACUAUGUGCUCUUUCGCCGCCAUUCACUGCCUUUAACCAAAAAGAGCUGGCAGAAAAGAUUAGAAUAGGAAAAUUUCGGAGAAUCCCUUAUAGAUAUUCUGAAGAACUAAACCAGAUCCUUACAAAAAUGCUAAAUCUAAAGGAUUACCUAAGACCUUCCAUUGAGGAGAUAUUACAGCACCCCCUGUUGGCAGACUGGGUUGCAGAAGAACAAAACAGACUAUCUGAGAAGCGUGUACGUCGAUCUGCAGAGCAAGAGCGGCCUCCCCAGCCAGAUCCUGUCCUGACAGAGUUACGGUUAAAGGAACAGCAGCUGCUGGCACGAGAGAGGGCUUUGAAGGAACGGGAGGAGCGGCUUGAGCAACGAGAAAAGGAGCUGUGUGUACGGGAGAGACUUGCAGAAGAUAAACUGUCAAGGGCAGAGAACUUGAUGAAGAACUUCAAUAUCCUGAAGGAGCAACGGUUUUAUGGUGUGGAAAAUGGGCUAGAUCCUUCCUUGGAACGAUCGUCUUCAAUACGCAGUAAGAAGAAUGUCCACUUUGGUACUGCAAGUAAAGAGAAUCAUAGUGGAAGCAAGUAUCCCCCCACCCAGGAAAAAUGCACAGAACUAAAACUGCGACUGCAGACAGCUAAUGUGCGAGCGCAGGCUCUGUGUGAACUUGAGAAGAAUUUUCAGCUGAAAAGCCGCCAACUCCUUGGAAUGCGCUGAUGACAUCCCCAAUCAAUGGGCAUGUGCUCUAAGCUAGAAGCUUAAUGUGGUUUUUAACAAACAUACAAUGUUCUGUGAGCUAAGUUAUGUUAGAGUUAAUAUAUACAGUAGCUGUUACUGUUAUGUACAUAGUUUGCAUUGUGUUCAAGGUAUGUGAGGUUUCUGUAGAUCAUACAGAAUUGUGUUAUAGACUUAUUGGA
Molecule: messenger RNA, 1703 nt
Organism: Hyla sarda
Lineage: Eukaryota; Metazoa; Chordata; Amphibia; Anura; Hylidae
Gene: NEK2
Product: NIMA related kinase 2
Exons: 9
Coding region: 172-1503 (443 amino acids)
Biological process (GO): protein phosphorylation
Molecular function (GO): protein kinase activity; ATP binding
Source: RefSeq, a predicted model, not a curated record